CCGUGCAGAGGGGAGACGCUCGCCUUGCACCAGCUUUUCUUGCCCUUCUUACUUACACACAGCAAGCGAGGGGGAGACUUUUCCAUUUAUCGCGCAUUUUGGGGAUUUUAACACGUUUUUACCAUCGUCGGAGAGGAGAGGGACGAAACGGGUUACUUUGGAGAAAAACACAAUGUCAGCGACCUUCCCGGGACUUGUCCACGACGCAGAGAUACGUCACGACGGAUCAAACAGCUACCGGCUCAUGCAGCUCGGUUGCCUAGAGUCCGUGGCCAACUCCUCGGUCGCCUAUUCCUCCUCGUCCCCGCUCACCUACCCGGCGCCGGCGGGCACGGAGUUCGCCUCUCCUUAUUUCUCGGCCAACCACCAGUACACUCCCUUGCACCACCAGUCCUUCCACUAUGAGUUCCAGCACUCCCACCCGGCCGUGGCCCCGGAGGCCUACGGGCUCAAUUCGCUCCACUCGGGCCAGUACUACCAGCAGAUCCACCACGGAGAGCCCGCAGACUUCAUCAACCUGCACAACGCGCGCUCGGCGCUCAAGUCGUCUUGUCUGGACGAGCAGCAGCGGCGAGAGCUGGGCUGCCUCGACGCUUACCGGCGACACGACCUGUCGCUCAUGACGUCACACGGCUCCCAGGCCUACGGCGUCGGGAUGCACCAUCCGGACCAGAGACUGUUGCCUGCUGCCGGCCUGGGCCUUCCCACAGGCGCAGACGACCUGCAGGGCUCUGUGGAAGCGCAGUGUGGGCUCGUGCUCAACGGCCAAGGGGGCGUCAUCCGGAGAGGGGGAACUUGUGUGGUGAAUCCGACAGAUCUGUUCUGCUCAGUACCAGGUCGACUGUCACUACUCAGCUCCACCUCCAAGUACAAAGUCACCAUCGCCGAGGUGAAAAGAAGAUUGUCACCGCCAGAAUGCCUCAACGCCUCUCUACUGGGUGGAAUACUGCGCAGAGCCAAGUCAAAGAACGGUGGUCGGUGUCUUCGGGAGAAAUUAGACCGUCUCGGCCUCAACUUGCCGGCAGGACGGAGAAAAGCUGCCAAUGUCACACUGCUUACCUCCCUGGUGGAGGGAGAAGCACUCCACCUGGCAAGAGACUUUGGCUACACCUGUGAGACAGAGUUUCCCAGCAAGGCGGUGGGCGAACAUUUGGCCCGGCAGCACAAUGAAUCGAAAGAAACUAGCGCACGGAAAAAAAUGGUUUUGGCUACAAAGCAAAUUUGUAAGGAAUUCCAAGACUUGUUGAGCCAAGAUCGUUCUCCUCUGGGCUCCUCCAGACCUACACCCAUACUGGACCUGGACAUCCAGAGACACCUUACACACUUCAGUCUAAUCACUCAUGGUUUCGGCACACCGGCUGUUUGCGCAGCUCUCAGCACUUUCCAAACAGUCCUGAGCGAGAUGCUCAACUAUCUGGACAAAAACUCAAGCGGCAAAACAAGCGGACCCACCGAUCAGCAGAUUAACACCAGUUCAGAAAAGUCACAACUCCGGAAAGCCACUGAGCCCCAGAGCAAAGACGGGAAAACUGAAAAGACUGAGUAGUCCCAACUGCCUGGUCCCCUGUGCCUUGGAGCUGUAUGUGUGUAUAUGCGGGUGCGUGAGUAAAUGUGUGUGUGUGUAUUUAUUUCUUUAUUUAUUUAACUCUGGACUUAAAAUGUAGACCUGGACAUUCUAAAUCAGUAUUCCAUUGCAGGGUUGGUAUUUGCACAACACACACUCUCUGAUAAGAAGUUUGAGACCAUUUGAAUGUGUUGACGAUUUUACAAUCCUCAUGGUUAAUAUUGAUUGAAAAGUUUCUAACAUUUUGAAGAGACGACACAAAAUCAGAGCCUAAACUUUACUUAACGCACAAAUGAAUUGUUUUGCAAUGCCCCAACUCCAUUAAACUAUAAAAGCACCUACUAUAGAAUUUUAUUUUUAAUUUCACAACCAGUGCCACCGGUUUGUUCACAAUGUCAACAGCAGAGACUGUUGUUAGACUGUUUUUCCAACCGACCCAGGUUUGAUACAAGAGUCUGUUUUCACGAGAGUUUAGUAAGAUUUCUUAUGAAAUUGAUAUUAAUAUUUAAAUCUUCAUGGUAUUUAAAUACACAUACAGUAUGUGAGCUGUUCCGCAAAAAACAAAUGGUUAUCCUCUGGAAAAAAAUUGUGUAUUUUACACUGUUUGUAGUUUACAUUUAUGAAUAAACUCUCACCUCAGAGAGCUUCACCUCAAAGUUUACAUCCUUGAGUUCAGCUUUUAUAAGCAAGCUCAUAAUAAUGUUGAGAAAACAUACAAAAACCUCAAAUCUAAAUGCAAUGCCCCAAGUGGUUAAGAAGUAGCAUACAUUUUCCAUAAAUGAUAAAAUGAGGGCUAGGGGUAAAAAAAUGUAACUGCCUAGUCUAUUGUUUUUUUUUUCCAAAAUAAAUUUUUUCACAGUUUGGGAAAGCAUCUCAAAAGCACAAUAAGGACAACCGAAAUUCUAUUUAUCAAAAGUGUCUUGUUUUGGUGGAAUAGCUCACAUAUGAUCAGAGGUGGGCAGUAACGCAUUACAUGUACUUGGUUACAUUUACUUGAGUAACUUUUUGAGAAAGCUGUUCUUCUAAGACAAGUUUUACUAAGCCGUACUUUUUUUUUUUUUUUUUACUUCAAUCAUGUGGCGUCUUUAAAGCACCAUAAAAAAUUAAGUACAGUAUUUGACAUAAAGCGCUGCCCAUAACAUCGAUUUACCACAGAAAACUGGAGAUAUAUUCUUUUUACUUUCAUAAUAGGAACUAUGAAGGAACAACAGUGGUACUUCUAUAUACGAAGUUAAUUUGUCCAAGGACCUUGUUUGUAAGUCGAAAUGGUCGUAUGACCAGCAGGAUUUUCCCAUAAGAAUACAUUAAUAAAUACUGCUGAUACUAUUACAAAUGGCAAUUACACAUAGCAAAACAAAUUAUAGAUACAAAUCAUAAUAAUAAUAAUAAUAAUUCCAGUAAUAAUGUAAGGAAUCGGUUUCUAAUAUGGCGGAUGUGUUUUGCGUACUGUACCUGAAUGCAACGUGUGGCUGACGUCAUGGUGAGAUAGCUGCGUACGGUAGAGAUUUUAGUUUCACUUUUAAUGUCCUGUUGUUUUUGGUGUAAAUCUGAUGAAGUUGGCGACUUCCUUGCUGAUGCUACCACAAUAAUAAUUGUCACCUUAACUUAUAAAGACUGGCAAACAUAGGUCAGAGGAGGACCGUUGAGAUAGGACGCAUUCUACGGCCGUAUUGUCCAACCAGUUUAUGGACACGCACAUUUCCAUCUUCAUUUCAAUGGUAAGCGUCACCUUUUUUCACCAUCGCACUAACCUUCUUGAAGCCCAUGCUGAUUUCUCUCUCAUGAAACUUCGCCGUGCGUCCGUUUUGCGGGAAAACAAAGAAACUGCAGCGCUGUCAUAAAUCGUCGUAUUUUUCAUUGCUAAAUUAGUAAAAAAAAAAGGGGAAAAAAUUUGAUUAGUCGACUAAUCGUAAAAAUAGUCGGCUGACUAAUCGGGAGAAAAUUAGUCAUUUCGGACAUCCCUAGUUGUACAGUGUACUGGAACAUAUUUCCUCUACACCCUUCUCACCUUUUUAACCCCUGACCCACUUUCAUGCCUAGAGGUCGGAGGAGGACCAUUGCGAUCGUAGAUAUUCUACGGCCGUAUUAUCGAGCCAGUUCACCGACGCGGUCGCCACACCCAUAUUUUUCUAUCAUUUCCAUCUUAAUUUCAAUGGUAAGCCUCCCCUUUUUCCUUUUUUCACCACCUGCACAUUCUUGGAAGCCAUGGUUAUUCUCUCACAAGAAAAUUCUUGCGGGAAAACAAAGAAACUGCGACGCUGUCAUAAAUCGUCAUAUUUCGAGCUUGUCGCUGGAUGUAGAAACAAAUGGCCAGUAAAUUUUACGUCGGCUGUCGAAAAGAUCAUGUGUCAAAGCAAUCGUACGUUGAGGUACCACUGUAUUCACAUAUCAUCUAUUCUAACUAGGAACUAUUUUCUACACUAGAGGGCACUCAUGGCUUUUGGAAAAAUGAUGCUUCAUUUCUGUAUUUUUUUUUCUCUUGACGGAGUUCAACAUUUUUUUUUUUCAAUUACUUUUGCUUAGUGUGGUUAUUUUAUGUAAUGGGUGAUUGUGCAGUACAAUAAUAACAGUUCAUAUUGAUAACUUUGUGCUGAGAAAAAAAAAUUAACAUUGUUUAAAAAAAAAUUUGAACAUUGUAAGCAGUUACUCACAAUGUUACUCAUUACUUGAGUAUUCUUUUCACCGAAUACUUUUUUAAUUGUACUUGAGUACAUUUUUGGAUGAGUACUUUUACUUUCACUUGAGUAAUAUUAUUUUGAAGUAACACUACUCUUACUUGAGUAAAAUUUUUGGCUACUCUACCCACCUCUGCAUAUGAUUAAAUAAUUUCCAAGAGAAGAUUUGAUAUGACAGCAAAUUGCAAUGCUUUCUCGUUGUUCUCAAUGUUCUCAAUGCAAAAUUUCUGCCAUGUUUUUGGAUCGUGCUGCAGAACAGCUUGCCAAGACUUAGUUGGCACCUUUGUGUUCUAAAAUAUUGCAUCACUACAAUCAUUAUCAGAUCAAAAUAGUCGGGUUUGGACCUCAUGUACCAGAUCGCUUAAUACGAUUUCUUACUAAAUUUUCAAGAGAAUACAUUGAAUAUCACAACCUGAGCUAUAGGCUACAUCGUGAUGUAUGCGUGUGAAGAUGUACGAGUAUGUUUUUGUGAGUUGCGUUUUUGGGGGGGAGGGUUGUAAAAUGUGAGAUGAGUCCAAGUGAGCCAUUUUGUAACAGUGACUCAGCAAUUACUAUUUCCUGUGCAUGUCCAUGUCUAUCUUUGUACACUCUCCGAAACCACAGGUUUAGCCAACACAAGCUCUCUGACUGGCUCAUGAACAUUUGUAAAGAUAUAUAUAAAUAUUUAAAUUACUUUUCUUGUAGGAUUUCGAUAAUAUAUGUGUAAAACCCCUACAUUAAAAAAAAAAAAAUCUGGUGUUCAAUAAA
Corythoichthys intestinalis (scribbled pipefish) is the source of this 4986-nucleotide messenger RNA. It is a transcript of the gene tfap2d, whose product is annotated as transcription factor AP-2 delta (activating enhancer binding protein 2 delta). Gene Ontology annotation, molecular function: RNA polymerase II transcription regulatory region sequence-specific DNA binding; DNA-binding transcription factor activity, RNA polymerase II-specific. Lineage: Eukaryota; Metazoa; Chordata; Actinopteri; Syngnathiformes; Syngnathidae. Gene Ontology annotation, biological process: regulation of cell population proliferation; regulation of transcription by RNA polymerase II; anatomical structure development. Gene Ontology annotation, cellular component: nucleus. The transcript is spliced from 8 exons. The record is from RefSeq and is a predicted model, not a curated record. The coding region runs from base 173 to 1546 and encodes 457 amino acids.